AUGAUUAUUUUUCAUUCUUUCCUUCUUUCUUUUUGUUUUUGUCAUUCAAUUGAUACUUGUUCUGAUUAUUUCUUUCCUUCUUUCUUUCCUUCUUUCUUUCCUUCUUUCUUUCCUUCUUUCUUUCUAUUUUUCUUUCUCUCCUUCUUUCUUUCCUUUCUUUUAAUUUUCUUUCUCCCCAAUUUUCUUUCUUUCUUUCUUUCUUUCUUUCUUUCUUUCUUUCUUUCUUUCUUUCUUUUUCUUUAUUCAACCUACUCUCCUUUCGUUUUUUUUUCAGUUAUUUUUUAUCUCUUUUCACUUUCAUUCGAAUUCUUAGUCUCUUAUAAUUUUACUUUCUUUCAUUUUCUUUUUAGACAUUCUUAUCAAGAAUUUUUUUCUUUCUUAAUAAACUUAUCUUUUAUUUUAUAUCAUGUUUUUUCUUUCAAUUUAUUUUCUUACCCGCUUCCCACUAUCGGCUUUUCCAAUUUACAUUUUUUUCUCUUUCAUUUUUUACUUCAUCACUUUUUUAGCUUCCGACUCGUAUAUUAUGUGAUUUUUUUCAUCGUUUGCAUAUUUUCAUCCACUUUAGACUUUCUUUCAGCUGUCUGUCUGUUUGUCUUUCUCUCAGUCUCCCUCUGUUUAGAACAACAACCCCAACUUAAAAUCUUCGUCUUCAGCAUUUUAUAA
Molecule: messenger RNA, 663 nt
Organism: Acanthosepion pharaonis
Lineage: Eukaryota; Metazoa; Mollusca; Cephalopoda; Sepiida; Sepiidae
Source: the annotation of a GenBank genome assembly